Molecule: messenger RNA, 3699 nt
Organism: Cladophialophora psammophila CBS 110553
Lineage: Eukaryota; Fungi; Ascomycota; Eurotiomycetes; Chaetothyriales; Herpotrichiellaceae
Exons: 1
Coding region: 1-3699 (1232 amino acids)
Biological process (GO): spliceosomal complex assembly
Cellular component (GO): U2-type prespliceosome; catalytic step 2 spliceosome; U2 snRNP
Molecular function (GO): mRNA binding
Source: RefSeq, a predicted model, not a curated record
AUGUCGGACGGUAAGAGCCCAACGAGAUCACCUCCGAAUACCCAACUAACAUCACUCCAAGCUGAUUUCGAUACUGUGCGGCGCCUGCAGGCAGAGCGCAAUGCGCAAGCAGCCGGCAAGAAAGGUUCAAAGACCUUCGAUUCAUCCACUCAACGCACUGACUCAUCCACCAAGGCGUCUCUGACUGAGAGUUUUGACACUAUUCUUUACGAUCGGGAUGGCGUCGACAAGUUUGCCGGCUAUCACACCUCCCUCCCCACCGAUGGCGAAGAUGACGACAUGCCCGACGCAGGCGACAGUCGGAGGCUCGUCGGACAGUAUACAGCGACAAAGGACCAAAUGAACGAAUUUGCAACCGGAAACGGUGUGGAGGAAGAGGACAUCUUACUUGGGCGUGAGAAAUCUGCCAGAAUAGCAGAUCGUGAAACUGAUUACCAGAAGCGAAGAUUUGAUCGGGGUCCUCUAACUCCCACCCGAGCCGAUCCCUUUGCUGCAAACAAACACGCCGGCGUUACCGAAGGUGCGACAUAUCGUGAAGUUAUGCAAUUGCAGGACCUUGAGCGCGAGGAAGAACGUGUCAAGAAACUCAUUGCCGAGAAGCAGGCAAAUGGUGACGCCGUCGUCGAGCACAAACCAACGCUGAAGGACGAAGCAGACAAGGAGAAUGCGGACGCAGGAUCCACUGUUGAAGCAACGAGUCGCAAGCGUAAGAAGAGAUGGGAUGUAUCCAGCGAGGCCACUCCUGCUCCUGAGGGCGUUGAAGUGAAAAAACGCUCGAGGUGGGAUCAGGCCCCAGCUCCAGACGGAGUGGCAGCGCCCACGAAACGUUCUAGAUGGGAUCAAGCGCCUGCACUUCCAUCAGCGACCCCCCUAGGCAAUACCGGACUUGCCACUCCAAUGCAUCCCUCACAAAUGUCACAGGUAAGCUUUGGGACAGAUAUCACUGGCCGAAAUGCUCCUUGGUCAGACGAGGAACUCGAUACGAUGCUUCCUACAGAGGGUUACACCGUUCUCGAACCGCCCCCUGGAUAUGCUCCAAUCCGUCCAGUCGCCAGAAAAGUCGUCGCCACCCCAGCCGCUGCGAGCGCCUCGGCCGGCAUAGGUGGUUUCAUGAUGCAAGAGCCAGAAAAUCCAAGAAUAUUGGGCAAGCAACUUCCCACAGAAAUUCCCGGCGUGGGUGAUCUUCAAUUUUUCAAGGCUGAGGACAUGACCUAUUUCGGAAAACUCGUCGAUGGUGCGGAUGAAAAUGCCCUGUCGGUCGAGGAAUUAAAAGAGAGAAAAAUUAUGCGCCUAUUGCUCAAAGUCAAGAACGGUACCCCGCCAAUGCGUAAGACUGCUCUCCGACAAUUGACUGACAAUGCACGACAAUUUGGAGCCGGGGCCUUAUUCAACCAGAUUUUGCCCUUGUUAAUGGAAAAGUCGCUGGAGGACCAAGAACGCCAUCUGCUGGUCAAGGUCAUCGACCGUGUUCUUUACAAGCUUGAUGAUUUGAUCAGACCAUAUGUCCACAAGAUUCUCGUCGUGAUUGAGCCUCUCCUCAUCGACCAGGACUAUUACGCCCGUGUCGAAGGACGGGAAAUCAUCUCAAACCUGGCUAAAGCGGCUGGCUUGGCUCAUAUGAUUAGUACAAUGCGACCAGAUAUUGAUCAUGUGGACGAAUACGUCCGUAACACCACGGCAAGGGCGUUCGCUGUUGUAGCUUCAGCAUUGGGAAUUCCGGCACUCCUUCCCUUUUUACGUGCUGUCUGCCGAAGCAAGAAGUCGUGGCAGGCUCGGCACACAGGGGUGAAGAUCGUGCAACAAAUUCCCAUUUUGAUGGGUUGCGCAGUAUUGCCUCAUUUGAAAGGCUUGGUUGAUUGUAUCGCCGAUAACCUCAGUGACGAACAAGCUAAGGUGAGGACGGUCACUUCUCUGGCUAUCGCUGCACUCGCCGAGGCAGCCAAUCCUUACGGUAUUGAGAGCUUCGAUGACAUCCUCAAUCCUCUCUGGACUGGCGCGCGAAAGCAACGUGGUAAAGGCCUUGCCGGCUUCUUGAAAGCCGUAGGCUAUAUUAUCCCGCUUAUGGACGAGGAGUAUGCCAACUACUACACCAGCCAGAUUAUGGAAAUUCUGCUUCGAGAAUUCGCCUCCCCGGAUGAAGAAAUGAAGAAAGUAGUGCUGAAGGUCGUUUCUCAGUGCGCGAGCACCGACGGUGUGACUGCAGGAUACCUCAAGGAACACGUGCUACAAGAGUUCUUUAAGAGUUUCUGGGUCCGACGAAUGGCACUUGAUAAGAGAAAUUACCGUCAAGUCGUGGAAACAACAGUUGACCUUGGUCAGAAAGUUGGUGUGAGUGAGAUUGUCGAGCGAAUUGUAAACAACCUCAAAGAUGAAAGCGAAGCCUACCGCAAAAUGACUGUGGAAACUAUCGAAAAAGUCAUCGCCUCCCUCGGCGCGGCGGAUAUUGGCGAACGGCUUGAAGAGCGACUCGUCGACGGCAUCCUCCAUGCCUUCCAAGAGCAAAGCAUCGAGGACGUUGUCAUGCUUAACGGCUUUGGCACAGUCGUCAACGCCCUAGGAACUCGGUGUAAACCGUACCUACCGCAAAUCGUCAGCACAAUCCUCUGGCGACUGAACAACAAAUCCGCCACUGUUCGCCAACAAGCCGCAGACCUUAUUUCACGUAUUGCAAUGGUAAUGAAGCAAUGUGGUGAAGAUGCGCUGAUGGGUAAGCUGGGGGUCGUCCUGUACGAGUAUCUCGGUGAAGAGUAUCCCGAAGUCUUGGGAUCUAUUCUAGGCGCUCUCCGAUCCAUCGUCACCGUGGUGGGCAUAAACCAGAUGCAACCGCCCAUUAAAGACCUUUUACCGCGUCUGACCCCCAUCCUGCGCAACCGCCACGAAAAAGUCCAGGAAAACACUAUUGAUCUCGUCGGGCGGAUUGCGGAUCGAGGACCUGAAUCCGUCAAUGCGAGAGAGUGGAUGCGAAUCUGCUUUGAACUUUUGGAUAUGCUGAAAGCGCACAAAAAGGGAAUUCGCCGAGCCGCGAACAACACGUUUGGAUUUAUCGCGAAAGCAAUCGGUCCGCAGGAUGUUCUCGCGACCUUACUCAACAACUUGCGCGUUCAAGAGCGACAAUCCAGAGUGUGCACAGCCGUGGCCAUCGGGAUCGUCGCGGAAACGUGCGCCCCAUUCACCGUCUUACCUGCAUUGAUGAAUGAAUACCGCGUCCCUGAACUUAACGUGCAGAACGGCGUGUUGAAAUCCCUGAGUUUCCUAUUCGAAUAUAUCGGCGAAAUGGCCAAGGACUAUGUCUACGCCGUUACACCCUUAUUGGAGGAUGCACUUAUUGACCGGGAUCAAGUCCAUCGGCAGACUGCCGCCAGUGUUGUUAAACAUGUUGCCCUGGGUGUUAUGGGACUAGGGUGUGAAGAUGCAAUGGUCCAUCUCCUCAACCUUCUCUAUCCCAACCUGUUCGAGACGUCACCCCACGUGAUUGACAGGAUCAUCGAGGCCAUCGAGGCGAUAAGAAUGGCGGUGGGCACUGGGAUUGUGAUGAACUAUGUGUGGGCGGGAUUGUUCCAUCCAGCGAGGAAAGUUCGCACACCAUAUUGGCGGCUGUAUAACGAUGCAUAUGUGCACAGUGCUGAUGCGAUGGUGCCCUACUAUCCGAAUUUGAAGGAGGAUGGGCUGCCGAGGGAUGAAUUGUAUAUCAUGGUUUAA